AUGGCGCGCGUGCCUGGAUUUUCUGGAGACUCGGGAUUUCACCGUGAGUCCCUAAUUGAAGGGGUGAAAGUCAAGACUAAACCUGGGAUGGAAGCGUUAGAGGCUAAGGGAUCGCCUUCGACGCGUGAUUAUCAAGGAUCCCCGGAUUAUCAGAGGUUUGGUAGGGGCUCUGAUGACAAGAAAUUUGAAGAGGAAGAUCGAUCAAUCGAUCUGGAAGAUAGAGCCCAAAUCCCUCCUGAGGUUCCUUUGGGGACGACCGCGGAUCGUGCUGCAAAACACGAUCCGGUGGGUGAAAACCCUUUAGCUAAAACUGAACAAAAACUACACAAGAUCACUCAGGCAAUGUCGAAGAAGAAGACUUUAAAGAAAGAUCGAGUGAAGAAAGAAGAGCCCAGAUCGGAUCGACACGAUCGCGGCGUGAAACCGAUCGUGAAACCGAUCAAGUUCGUGGACGAUGCUCUGGCUAUGAAGAUGGAAGGCUGGCAGUUGGAUCAAUUGUCGCAGGGAUUCCAUUGGAAGGCGCUCAAGAAUCUGCUAUCGAAUGACCCCGUGCUACGGAUACUGAAUCCUAAGCUAAUCGGAGAGAUACAAGGUCCGAUAUCUCGGCCGAAGGUGGCGACUAACGCAGUGAAAAAGAUCAGCGCGAUCAUCCAGCUGCUGCAAGAUGCUGGAUACGUCGCUAUGGUAUUCGAUGCGAACGAGCUGCUGGAAUGCGAUCAGGAUCAGGUGAUCCAUGCGUGUCGAUCGCUGUAA
Peronospora matthiolae is the source of this 753-nucleotide messenger RNA. Lineage: Eukaryota; Oomycota; Peronosporomycetes; Peronosporales; Peronosporaceae. The record is from the annotation of a GenBank genome assembly.